Molecule: messenger RNA, 2235 nt
Organism: Durusdinium trenchii
Lineage: Eukaryota; Dinophyceae; Suessiales; Symbiodiniaceae
Source: the annotation of a GenBank genome assembly
AUGGAGUCUAUGAAUAUGGAUGGCUCGAGGGGGCCUGUAGCAUCACGUCAAGGCUCUUUGAGUGUGAACCGUGAUGGCAGUGGUCGGAGGAAGACGAAGAAGGUGGAAAUCACCGGCAGUUUCCUCCGUCAAUCCACCGAAAUGAUGACCAACACCUCCAAGGCGAAGCUGAAAUCCGCCAUGAACAGCGUCUACUUGGCGAACUUUAUGGCGGUCGUCGUGCUGGUGGAUGCCUAUUGCACCGUCGUGGACAUCGAUGCCACCGCAGCGCGAGAGAAGUCGCCCGAGGUCUUCCGGUGGAUCUCGGACCUCUGUUUAGUAUUCUACACAGUCGAAGUGUUCGCAUGGCUUUUGAUUUUUGGGCUCGAGAUCUUAAGGGACUGGAUGAUGUUGCUGGACCUUUUCAUUGUCUUAUGCGGUUGGGGCGAGAAGGUGAUUGAGACCCUGGCCGACGGCGGUUUGGGCUUCCGGAUUGCCGUGCUGCGCGCCUUGCGGUUGGUGCGGAUUUUUCGGCUCAUGCGCCUGUUGAAGAGGAUCCGACCCCUUAGAGAGUUGCACAAGCUGGUGAUGAUGAUGGCGACCUGUCUUCGUACCUUGCUCUGGUCCUUUAUGCUUUGUUUCGUCGUGAUGACCGUGUGGGCGAUGCUCAUGGUGGAGGUCGUUCAUCCGGUCCUAGAGGACAUGAUCAAUGCUGAUGAGUUGCUGGCGGAGAAGAAGUUUGCAUCUUGCGAUGGAACAUGUCAGAGGGCCAUGUCAUCGGUGAUGGACGCCAAUUUGUUGCUCUUCAAGACGGUGAUUGCUGGCGACAGUUGGGGUGAGAUUGCAGUUCCUGUGAUUCAAGAGCAUCCAGCCACUGCCGUGAUUUUUGUGGGAUCUUUGCUGACGCUGGUGUUCGGAGUGCUCAACUUGAUUGUUGCUGUUGUGGUAGACACCUUUGCGGACGCCCGCUUGAAUGAUGUGGAAAAUUUGGCGCAAGAGAUGGAAGAUGAAAUUGAGCACGACCGAACAGCUUUGGCCAAACUUUUCGCCCGAAUCGACAAGGAUGGUAGCGGGCAGCUCACAUUACAAGAGCUCAUCGAAGGUGCCAGGGAUGACUCGGGUUUCCAAAGCCGCUUGCGUGUGAUGGACAUCGACGAGCACGAUCUGGAACAGUUAUUUCAGAUGAUCGAUGUCGAUCAAUCCGGCACCAUCGAGGUGGCCGAAUUCAUCGGCCCACUGAGCAGAUGGGCUCACGAUUCGAAGACGGCACCGCGCUUCAUCAAGUACAACAUGAUCCAAACCAUGCAUUUACAAGAGGAUUUGUACGAACUCUCGGUGGACUGUUUCAACCAGUUGGCGUCUCGAAUCGAUGACUUGUCCCUGCAAAUUCGAGGGGUACGAGGCCAAACCGUUCCUUCGGGAGACCCCUUAUUUGCAGAUCUGCUCAACAACACCUUGGAGCUCGAGGCGGAGCCUUCGGACCCGCCCACGGAACCACACACCUCGCCCAUGGAGCCGCGAGAACCGGGCGACGCCAGUCCCUCGGAGGCUCCCGCGUCUUCGGAGUCGGAGAAGCCCGAGGCCGCCCAAGGCACCAUCGAGUUGGAUAGCUGCAACCCUUCACCCUCUCCCAGCCGUCAAGUGAGCCAUGGCCUUCCCCAUGAACGGCUGGAUAGGAUGGAUAGGCAGAUCAGUGGAGCCGCCCAUCAUCGGGGAGUUGACCAACCUCGAGCCUCCCCGCGUGACAUGGAAUUCUUAGCGCCCAAGUCCGUGGAGAGGGAAGCACGUGAGAGUUCAAAUGCCAUUGAAAAGAUGUUGGAGUCUGCCAUGGCCAAACUUGAAAGCAAGUUGGAGCAAUUGUUAGUCGAAGCACGCAAGACUCCUAUGGACCGACAUGUGCUACCCAGUGAAGAUUUGACAGCUUUUGCAGAUGCAAAGUUGAGACAGCGACGAAAGAAAGGAAAGAAGAUGCUGCACCCAGAAGCCUUCAGGAGCAUGUACAUGAACCAUGGCCGUCGGCUUUCUUUGGUGGAGCUUCCCAGUGCUCAACGACGACAAUCCUCGCACGACGCCGUCGCGCGGCCGCGACGCAGAAGUUUGUCCGCAGAUGGUCUUCAAGGUCCUCCAGACAAUGCUGUUGGCCGCACCAUCACCGCGACGGAUCUUCUGAAAGAGGCCAAAACCCAUGGCAAUUUUCAGGACUCUCCGGAAUCUCGAAGAGAUUCUCGAAGAGAUUCUCCUGUCAAACCCAUUUGA